UAGUUUUUCAUGUUUGAAAGUGAAACAUUGGCGAAGAAGACGAAGCAUUCAUUUCGUGAAUUUCUUGGCUUCCGCGUUCAACUUCGUCCCUUGCUGUCUGAACCCGCCAUCUCUUCCGCCGUCCACGGCGGUCGCCGGCGUACUCCGACGGAAGCUAACUCGGAAACCUUUCGCUUCUCUCUCAGCUUAUUGCACCGCUCUCUGAUUCUUCUUCCUUUUGCUCUCCUCUGGCAUCACAAUGAUGACGCCAGAAUCAUCAGAGGAGUUGGAAAAACAUGCAAUCUCGGGUCAUCAUGUGAGGGGGAAUAGUGAAUAUGUUAGACUUGCCAUAUCUGAUGAACCAAGGGCUGUUGAAGCUGAAAUACUACAGCCUCUAGGAGAAUCAAGAAUGAAAUCUUUCAGGUGGUGGAUGAAAGUCUUUUUAUGGUGCGUUGUCAUUAUUGUACUUGCUCUUGUUAUAGUGAAAUGGGGAGUGCCAUUUACUUUUGAAAAGAUUCUUUACCCAAUCAUGGAGUGGGAAGCGACUGCCUUUGGCCGUCCAGUUCUUGCCCUUGUACUUGUUGCUUCUCUGGCUUUAUUCCCAGUAUUAUUAAUCCCUUCUGGCCCCUCCAUGUGGUUGGCUGGGAUGAUUUUUGGUUAUGGCCUUGGGUUUGUUAUAAUAAUGGUUGGAACAACAAUUGGGAUGGUCCUCCCUUACUCAAUUGGACUACUUUUUCGUGACCGCAUUCAUCAAUGGUUAAAGAGAUGGCCCAAGAAUGCCGCAAUGAUUAGGCUUGCUGGGGAAGGAAGCUGGUUCCAUCAAUUUCAAGUAGUUGCUCUGUUUAGAGUUUCACCUUUUCCAUAUACAAUUUUCAAUUAUGCUGUAGUAGUGACAAAUAUGAGGUUUUGGCCGUACUUAUGUGGAUCAAUAGCAGGAAUGGUGCCAGAAGCUUUCAUUUACAUCUACAGUGGUCGAUUAAUAAGGACCUUGGCAGAUGCACAGUACGGGAAGCACCAUUUAACAACUGUGGAAAUCGUGUACAACAUUAUUUCUUUUAUUGUGGCUGUAGUUACCACCAUUGCCUUUACUGUAUAUGCAAAGAGGAGCUUAAAUGAACUCGAGAUAGCAGAGGCCAAUGAGGAAGGUGCCUCUGCAUCUGGGAGUGGGAGUGGUGGUCUUGAGAUGGAGAAGGCUUCACAUUGAAAGCCCUCUCAUCUGAUAGUGUAUAUUUUAUGUAUCUAAAAUUUGGUUUAGGAUUACACGUAACAUAGUGUUUUCCACUCUCUUACGCCCUUUAUUCAUUAUUGGAAUGAGGAUGAGGAUUUAGGAUA
This is a messenger RNA of Cajanus cajan (pigeon pea), 1311 nucleotides long. Lineage: Eukaryota; Viridiplantae; Streptophyta; Magnoliopsida; Fabales; Fabaceae. The record is from RefSeq and is a predicted model, not a curated record.